GGGUGGGAGCGUGUGCUGCUGGGAGUUGUUUGAAGGUUGGCGGUGUGGGACUGACGGUCCUCAGGCAGGGCGAUCAUGUCGCACAAGCAGAUUUACUAUUCGGACAAAUACGACGACGAGGAGUUCGAGUACCGGCAUGUGAUGUUGCCCAAGGACAUAGCCAAGCUGGUCCCAAAAACCCAUUUGAUGUCUGAAUCUGAAUGGAGGAAUCUUGGUGUUCAGCAGAGUCAGGGAUGGGUCCAUUAUAUGAUCCAUGAACCAGAACCUCACAUCUUGCUGUUCCGGCGGCCACUGCCCAAGAAGCCAAAGAAAUGAAGCUGGGGAGCCACUUUUCAGCCUCAAGCUUUAUACAGCUGUCCUCAUUUGCUAACAUCUUUCUGAUGACAUUAUUAUGUUGCCUUCCUGUUUCUCACUUUGAUAUUUAAAGGAUGUUCAGUACACUGUUUGAGCAUGCUGGUGACUGCUUUACUUCUUGAGCAGAACCAACAGGACCAUGGCCCAGCCGGACGACUGCUCUUUGGGUUGCAGCCUCAGCUAAGUGUGACCCCCAAAAUCAAUGUGAGCUCUGUAUCCAGCAGAACACACUUGGCAGGUGGAGGAAGCAUCUAAGAAUAAGACCAUGGCUGUUACAGGGAUUGUGUAAACUUCCUGUUUUGUUUUUUUCUGCCAGGUGUUGUAUGUAUGGUGAUUUAUGUUUCAAUGUGUUGGAAACUUUCCAUUUUAUUCAAGAAAUCUGUUCCAUGUUAAAAAGCCUUGAUUAAAGAGGAAGUUUUUAUAAUCUAA
Messenger RNA from Mesoplodon densirostris (Blainville's beaked whale), 783 nucleotides. It is a transcript of the gene CKS1B, whose product is annotated as CDC28 protein kinase regulatory subunit 1B. Gene Ontology annotation, molecular function: ubiquitin binding; histone binding; protein kinase binding. The record is from RefSeq and is a predicted model, not a curated record. Gene Ontology annotation, cellular component: cyclin-dependent protein kinase holoenzyme complex; SCF ubiquitin ligase complex. The transcript has 3 exons. Lineage: Eukaryota; Metazoa; Chordata; Mammalia; Artiodactyla; Ziphiidae. Bases 76 to 315 code for a protein of 79 amino acids. Gene Ontology annotation, biological process: regulation of mitotic cell cycle.